Messenger RNA from Rangifer tarandus platyrhynchus (Svalbard reindeer), 2142 nucleotides. NCBI's taxonomy places the organism in Eukaryota, Metazoa, Chordata, Mammalia, Artiodactyla, Cervidae. The record is from the annotation of a GenBank genome assembly.
AUGGCUGACUAUCAAGAGGAAGACCUGCAGAAAUUUCUUAAAAAUGUGGAUGAAAUCACCAGUUUAAUUCAGGAGAUGAAUUCUGAUGAUCCAGCCGUACGCGAGAAAGCGGUCCUUGAGACGGAAAAGAGACUGCAGCUUCCAGAGGGGGACCAGGAGGAGGACGAGUGCAGGACCACCAUGAACAAGACCACGAUCAGUCCACCGAAAGCUCCCAUGAAGUAUUCGGAUUUUUCUUUUUUAAUAUUUGAAAUCACUCUGUUGUCAGAAGCCUUCUUGGCAUCUCUGGAGAAGGAUGCUAAAGAACGUGCCAAAAGAAGAAGGGAAAACAAAGUCUUAGCAGAUGCCCUGAAAGAAAAGGGGAAUGAAGCAUUUGUCAGAGGUGAUUAUGAAACAGCCAUCCUGUGCUACAGUGAGGGUUUGGAGAAGCUGAAGGACAUGAAAGUUCUGUACACCAAUCGAGCUCAGGCUUAUAUCAAACUUGGGGACUACCGGAAGGCACUGGUGGAUUGUGACUGGGCUCUGAAGUGUGAUGAAAAAUGCACAAAAGCGUAUUUCCACAUGGGAAAAGCCCACCUAGCCCUAAAGAACUACAGUGAGUCUAGAGAGUGUUAUCAGAAGAUCUUAGAAAUAAACCCCCAGCUGCAGACACAGGUAAAAGAUUACCUAAAUCAGGUAGAUCUUCGGGAGAGAGCAGACCUUCAAGAGAAGGAAGCCCAGGAGUCACUGGACUCAGGAAAGAACUCGGCCGUGACGACCAAGAAUCUUCUGGAUACUCUUUCCAAGCCUGAUCAGAUCCCUUUGUUCUACGCAGGGGGGAUUGAAAUCCUGACUGAGAUGAUGAAGGAUUGCACAGAACGAACUUUAUUCAGAACAAACAAUGGAUUCAGUAUCAUCAGUGAGAAUGAGGUCAUAAGAAGGUGCUUUUCUACAGCAGGAAAAGAUGCUGUGGAAGAGACGGUGUGCUUAUCUGUUCUCCGACUCUGGCAGGCCGUGUGCAGUGAGAACGAGGAGAACCAGCGCCUGCUUGUGCUGCGCCCGGACACGGGCGGGCUCCUGCCCUCCCUCCUGACCUCCAGGGUCCCAGCCAUCCGACAGCAGAGCCUGGCGCUACUGCUGCAGCUCACCCAAACGGAGAAUGGACGGAACCUGAUCAUCGGCCACCUUGACCUGAUCCGGUUGUUGGAAGCUCUGGUGUCGUUCCUUGACUUCUUAGAUAAAAAGGCCAACUCAGCCAUGGGACUGCUCACAGACUUGGCUCUGCAAGAAAGAUUUCAAGUCUGGUUCCAGACCAGCCUUCCAGACGUCCUUCCGGUGCUGACAGGCGUGCUGAAGAGAGAUCCCAAGGUCACCAAUAUAUCAGCUCUCUGCCAGUGUCUUGCCAUCAUGGGGAACUUCAGUGCUGAGGCUGCUGCCCAAAGACAGAUGUCUGCCUCCGAAGACUUUGGGGCUGCCUGCUUGGGUCUCAUGGCCAAGUGUGAGGAGAAUGCGGACCUGUUCAGGGACGUCAUGUAUGCCCUCCUGGGGCUCGUGAUGAACCUGUGUCUUCAGUCCCCCCUUGUCUCCGAGGUUUGGGCCAUGGAGGUGAGCCAGAAGUGCCUGUCUCUGCUGAAUAGCCAGGAUGGAGGAAUCCUCACUAGAGCUGCUGGCGUUCUCAGCCGCACCCUUUCUUCCUCUCUGAAAAUUGUUGAGGAGGCCCUCAGAGCAGGAGUGGUGAAGAAGAUGAUUAAAUUCCUGAAGGCAGGAGGCCAGACUGCGUCACGUUACGCAGUAAAGAUACUCGCCAUCUGCACAAAUAGUUAUCACGAAGCACGAGAAGAAGUGAUAAGACUGGAUAAAAAGCUCGGGGUUCUGAUGCGGCUGCUGCACUCGGAGGACGAGACCCUGGCGGGCAACGCCGCCCUCUGCCUGGGGAACUGCAUGGAGGUGCCGCGCGCGGCCUCGUCCCUGCUGUCCACGGACAUCGUGCCCGUCCUCCUGAAGCUGGCAGGCAGCGAUGCCCGGCAGACAGCCGUGCAGCUGAACGCGGGCAUCGCCCUGGGGAAGCUGUGCACUGCGGAGCCCAGGUUUGCUGCUCUGCUGAGAGAGCUUCAUGGGAUGGAAAUUCUCAACUCUACCAUGAAGUACGUGGAGAGUUCUUGA